UUGUUCUUUCCCCUUGUUUUUUUCAAAUCUCGUCUCGUUCAGCCAAAACACAAACCUUUCAAUCCCCUUUCAGCUGCACAAUUCCACCCCCCUCCCCCUUGAACCCCCAACAAUUCGAUGAUGAGUCGCGCAACGGACGGCCACGCGCCACCCGCCUCAGCGCCGACGUCCGCUGGCGGUGCAUCCGUCGCAGGCUCACAGAGCUCCAGUCCGCAGGUGCCGCAGUCGCCGUCGCCGCGCCCGGGAUCACGCCCGGCAGUGCCCAUGCCUGGCCUGGGCUCGCGCUCGCCGCUCUCAGGCCAGCACUCGAUGGACGCGCACGGUGGCCACCGCAGGAACAAGUCGCUCGCUGAGGCCAUGCUGUCAUUCAACAAGGACGGAGGAGGCGCUGCAAUCGCGGGAGGGAACGAUCAGCCUUCGACGUUGCCGCCGCGGUCCCUCUCGUCCGCUUCGGAGCAUCAAGUCCUUUCCACCGCCGUCGUGCGUGGAGAUUCAAUCACAUCGCUAUCAGGAGCACCUCCUUCGCCAGUGACAUCCCACCAGUCAGUCGACAUUCCCCCUCCUUCACCUGGCUGGGGCAGUGCGACCGUUUCCGCUGGCUCUGCCGCACAAUUCCAGCAAGGCUCUCGCCAACCGCGCCCCGGCAUCAUUGCCAAGUCAACCAGUGAGCACUGGGAGCGUGUUGCGGCAUGCAUGAAGCAGCUCUUCCAGCGCGCGAGCGUGCCAGACAGCAUUGAGUUCCGGAAUGAUCUCGUGCGAUUGACCGCCAAGGCCGAAAAUGAAAUUUUCGUGCUGCUCAAAUUUAAGGAAAUCAUGACCAAGGGCAUGAUCAUUUUGCGCGAGCAGUUCAAGGACGUGGCCGAGAGUCGGUUAUUUGUCGAGCGAAUGGGGCACAUCUGGACUGUCUUUUACACGCAAAUUCUCCCAGAACUCAUGGCAACCUUCCAACCCGUUGCGCAUGAUACCAGCUCGGACCUUGGCAUUCGACGCGUGGCGUUGAGUUCAUGGCGCGAUCACAUCCUCCUGAACAGUGUCAUUCGGCAAAAGGUCGAAGAUGCUAUUGCCGCUCGAGUGGUUUUCUCUCCAACCUUUUUGCAAAUGCUGCUUGUUCUGCAGUCCAUCCAGGAAAACAAUUCCAACGAGCAAGCAGUGUACGCCGUUCUGUCUGGGCUGGGCGUUCCAUACCUGCACGUGGACGAUCCCACAGCAUCGCGCAUGUACACGCGCUCAAUCUCAGAGUCGUCAUUGAAGACGAUGGUCGCGCCCGAUGCGGAAACGCCUCCACCCAACGAAGCAGCCUCCCACUUUGCAAGGCACACAAUGGGUCGAACGAGCCGUAAAUCGUACGCGAGCGAUCGUGACCUGGUUUCUUGAGCAAAAGAAGCAGCAGGUCGAUGCGAUGUUAUUUUUGGGGGGACACUCUUUUUCGGGUUUUGUCUGGCGCAACCCUUUUGCCGCACCGUUGUGGUCGCGGAAUGAUUGCUACUUGGAUGCGAGUUCAGUUCUGUUUCGAUUCGACUUUUACACUUUGUCCGUUUUGCUGCCGUUGUUGCUUGAAUACAUCUCAGGUUUGUGUAGACUUCCCACUGCGCGUUUGUGUGAACCGCUUGUUUGCGAACACUCCAGACACCCC
Capsaspora owczarzaki ATCC 30864 is the source of this 1633-nucleotide messenger RNA. RefSeq lists its product as hypothetical. The record is from RefSeq and is a predicted model, not a curated record. The transcript has 4 exons. NCBI's taxonomy places the organism in Eukaryota, Filasterea, Ministeriida, Capsasporidae. Gene Ontology annotation, biological process: TORC2 signaling. Bases 118 to 1374 code for a protein of 418 amino acids. Gene Ontology annotation, cellular component: TORC2 complex.